This is a messenger RNA of Racocetra persica, 1009 nucleotides long. NCBI's taxonomy places the organism in Eukaryota, Fungi, Glomeromycota, Glomeromycetes, Diversisporales, Gigasporaceae. The record is from the annotation of a GenBank genome assembly.
CAAUAAUAAUGGUUUGAUGGGUUCACACACUCCUAUCGCGUAUAAUGCCAAUCAAUACUCCCAAACUUCGAUAAAGACUGAAUCGAAUUCAACCCAGGUCAACAAUACGUCUUCAAAUGUGUCAUCAGGAGUUGCUACAUCCAUGGAUGCCUUUGCUAAUAGAAAAUCCUCGGCUACGACUACUCCGAUCACAUCACCAACAAAAAAUCCUCAAGAUCUCGUGAUUGAAACACAUGUAUCUGGAAAACCACCCUAUUCGUACGCAACCUUGAUUACUUAUGCCAUUACAAAUUCUCCCAAUAAACAACUUACAUUAAACGAAAUUUACAAUUGGGUUAUGGAGAAUUAUCCUUACUAUAAGACCGCUGGUACUGGUUGGAAGAAUUCAAUUAGACAUAAUUUGUCUUUGAAUAAAACAUUUGUUCGUGUUCCACGUCCGAUCAAUGAGCCAGGUAAAGGAUCAUACUGGACUGUAGAUUUUAGAGCAGCCGAAGCUGAACAACAGCAUCGUUCUCGAAGUCGUAACAACAGAUCUUCAAGUGAUCCAACUCCUUAUCAUCGUCCAGAAUCAUCAUGGUAUGAUAAUCGUAGAUACCGUGAACCAAUGACUGCCAUGACUGAAAUGGGUCGUCCCUACUUUGACGUAAAUCAGUAUGGUGGUAUGCCGAGCAUGCCAUACCGACCAAUUCGUUCACCUCGUUAUACUCAUGCAACUAUGGGACAACCUUACCUUCCAGCACAAGGAAUUGGAGGUGGUGCCGGUAUCACUAGUACUCCACAACAAACAAUGUCUUAUGCCGGUGCUGGCAUCGGUAAUCUUGCUGUAACUGCCAAUUAUGAUCUUACUGACUAUACGAACAUUCAUGGCCAUCCUACCGCUACCGCUCAUGUAGACGGACAUAAUGCUACCGCUUUUAGUGGAUACAGCACUCAUCCAAUUUAUCAACCACAGAUGUCAACACAUCCAACAGAUACCAAUACAGCGGUGGCUCAUUCCUCUUUUGUUUAA